Molecule: messenger RNA, 1494 nt
Organism: Ustilaginoidea virens
Lineage: Eukaryota; Fungi; Ascomycota; Sordariomycetes; Hypocreales; Clavicipitaceae
Exons: 4
Coding region: 1-1494 (497 amino acids)
Biological process (GO): NAD+ metabolic process; quinolinate biosynthetic process; L-tryptophan catabolic process
Cellular component (GO): mitochondrial outer membrane
Molecular function (GO): NAD(P)H oxidase H2O2-forming activity; FAD binding; kynurenine 3-monooxygenase activity
Source: RefSeq, a predicted model, not a curated record
AUGGCCAUUCCCCUGAAGACAGUUAUCAUAGGUGCCGGCCCAGUCGGCUCCUUAGCCGCUCUUUAUGCCGCUCAACGCGGCCAUGAGGUAGAAUUGUAUGAACUUCGUUCAGACUUGCGUAAUCCAGGCAUAAUUCCUCUCAACUUUACCAAGUCCAUUAACCUUGCUUUAUCGGAGCGCGGUAUUAAUGCCAUGAGACAUUCUGGUCAUGAUAGCCUGUUGGAGACUGUUAUGGCUGCCACCAUACCAAUGCGAGGGCGUAUGAUUCACGGCAAGGAUCCGAGUGGAAAGUUAUACGGACAUGCUCAGGAUUAUGAUGCUGAAGGCCGAACCAUCUUCGCAAUUGACAGAUCUGGCUUAAAUGAGCGACUCCUCAAUGUCUUGGAGUCGAUGUCAAAUGUCAAAAUAUUUUUCAAUCACAAAUUGACUGGAGCGGAUUUCCGCUUACGACGUGCAUGGUUCGAAGUCCGAGAUACAAUUUUCUCGCCCAGCAGCCGGCCCAGAGAGAUUGAGAUCAGGUUUGAUCUAAUGAUUGGCGCCGAUGGAGCUCAUUCAGCAGUUCGUUAUCACCUGAUGAAAUUCACGAGAAUGGACUAUCAACAAGAGUAUAUUGAUACUCUUUGGUGCGAAUUUCGCAUAGAGCCGAAGGCAGAAAAGUGUGAAGAAAAUAAUUCAUCCAAACACCGGAUUUCGCCAAAUCAUUUGCAUAUUUGGCCGGGUAGGGACUUUAUGUUUAUUGCCAUCCCCAGCAAUGACGGGUCAUUCACAAGCACUCUUUUCCUUCCUAGUAAGCAGAUGGCUGACUUAGAGGCCGAUGCGACGAAAUUACCAUCCUUCUUUGACCACCAUUUCCCGGGGGUUACCGACCUCAUUACCCAAGAUAGCCUUAUAGCGGCCUUCCAACAAAAUCCCCAUUUGCCGUUGAUCAGUUUAAAAUGCCGUCCUUACCACUACGGCUCCUCUGUUGUCAUUAUUGGUGAUGCGGCUCACGCCAUGGUUCCCUUCUACGGUCAAGGUAUGAACGCGGGAAUGGAAGAUGUACACAUUCUCUUUUCCAUACUCGACACAUAUCUUGAGGCAAGCGAGGACAAUGAUAAGAUAAGUUCUUCUGCUUCAAAUAGAGCGCAGGCCCUUGCAGAGUACUCCGCUAUUCGAACAAUCGAUGCACAUGCGAUAAACGACUUAGCCCUUCAAAACUAUGUGGAAAUGAGGUCCUCGGUGCUUUCCAAGAGAUACCGGUUACGGAAGACUCUGGAAGAAUUUAUGAGCGUCUACUUCCCUAGUUUCGGAUGGCAUACAAAGUAUUAUCGGGUCAGUUUCAGCAAUGAGGGAUAUAAUGAUAUCGUAAGUAAGAGCGAACGCCAAGGGAAGAUUCUUUUACGCGUAUUCAUGGUCUGCGUCAGUAGCCCGGCUGCACUUGCCUUCAUAGUCCUUGCUUGCCGACAUCGUGAAGGCGUAUUGUCUGCAAUUGCAAGGUUCUUCGGUUUGGAGUGA